AUGAAUGACAAUGGCGACAGAGAGGUGGACUACACACUAAACGAUCUCGGGCUGACGGGUGAUAUUCUCAUGAAUGACAAUGGCGACAGAGAGGUGGACUACACACUAAACGAUCUCGAUCCGGAAACUGGAACCAUGAGACCGGUGGCGACCUACUUUGGUGCUCGACGAAUUCUCGACAAACUACCUGGCGUCGAGAUUCACUGGCCCAAGAGCAAGGGGCCACCACCUGAUGUGCCCGACUGUGGUUUCACCGGCGAAGCGGCGCACUGUCAACCGAAAGAGGCCUUCCCCAUCUGGGCCUCCAUUCUCAUUACCUUUGUCGUGGUGACCAUAGUGGCUCUCGCCGUGUCGCUCUUUGUCUACAAGAAGAUUCGCCUGGAGCAGGACCUGAAUGACAACUGGUGGAAGAUCUCCUACGAGGACAUUAACUUUGUGCACCAGAGGGGCGCCGGCGGCGGCCACAAGAGCGCCAUGAGCAUGGCCACCAGUGAGACGGAUGGAUACCAGUCGGGGAAGACCAGCUCGCUGAAGGCGGGCAGCAUUGGUCACUCGCUGAUCAGCGCCGCCGGUGAGCUGGACACCGUUCUGGUGGGCAUCUACAAGGGCGUUCGAAUUGCCUUCAAGCCGCUGAACAUCAAACGGCUGAUGAUCAAUCGACAGCUGCUGAUGGAGGUGAAGCAGAUGAAAGACAUUCUUCAUGAAAAUUUGGUUCGAUUUAUUGGCCUGUGCAUCGAUGAGCCCAACUAUGCAACAGUCAAUGAGUUGAUGAUUCGCGGAAGUCUGCGAGACUUACUUGAAACGGAGAAAAUUCAAAUCGACUGGACCUUCAAGUACAGCAUGCUUACUGACAUUGUCGAGGGAAUGCUCUUUCUGCAUGGCAGUCUGCUCGACUACCACGGUCACCUGAAGUCGACCAACUGUGUCGUCGAUGGACGGUUCAUGGUCAAGAUCACCGACUAUGGAAUAAGAUCCCUGCAUGCACAAAUCACCCGUGAGCAAGAGACCGCCUCUCGGGCGCUGCUCUGGACCUCACCGGAGAUACUGCGCAGCAAGGACCCGCUGAACACUGGCUCAAAGAAGGGCGACAUCUACUCCUUUGCCAUCAUCCUCCAGGAGAUCAUCACCCGAUGUCCGCCUUUUCAGUCACUGGAACGACUCGGUCGCAAGAAGAUCGUCUACGAACCAAAUGAGAUCCUGGACCGCGUUCGGAUGGGCACUGUGCCGCCCUUCAGACCCGAGGUCGCUCCCGACGAGUGCUCCAAAGAGCUGCUGACGCUGAUGCACGAGUGCUGGGCAGAGCAGCCGGCCAGCAGACCCGACUUUGUGGCCAUCAAGCCGCGGCUGCGGAAGAUCACCCAGGGCAUCAGCAGUCGAAACUUCCUCGACAACCUCCUCAACCGAAUGGAGCAGUACUCGCAGAAUCUGGAGCGAAUCGUUGAGGAGAAGACGCAGUCGGUGAUUGAGGAGAAGCAGAAGACUGAGGAGCUGCUCUAUCAGCUGUUGCCGCGCUUCAUUGCUGACGAGCUGAAGCGAGGAGCGCACGUCAAGCCUGAGUCAUAUGACUGCGUGACCAUCUUCUUCAGCGACAUUGUCGGCUUUACGGCACUUUCCGCCGAGUCAUCGCCGAUUCAG
Messenger RNA from Rhagoletis zephyria (snowberry fruit fly), 1635 nucleotides. The record is from RefSeq and is a predicted model, not a curated record. Lineage: Eukaryota; Metazoa; Arthropoda; Insecta; Diptera; Tephritidae.